Bombus pyrosoma is the source of this 1674-nucleotide messenger RNA. Its product is annotated as RNA-binding protein 33-like. The record is from RefSeq and is a predicted model, not a curated record. The transcript has 6 exons. The coding region runs from base 1 to 1674 and encodes 557 amino acids. NCBI's taxonomy places the organism in Eukaryota, Metazoa, Arthropoda, Insecta, Hymenoptera, Apidae.
AUGAAUUUGCUCGUUCUUUUGUUACUAACAGUUCCAGCGUGCUUGGCACAAUUCUCGAUACAAGGACCCAGUGACGGGAAUCGAGUCGCCCAGGGUUUACGAAUAGAGGAAGGGAAAGGAAUCCAAUACACAGAUCAAAAUGAAUCAAACGAAGGUGGCUUUAGUAUUACAGGCGCAACAGACGGUAACGCUCAAAUACAAGGUGCUAGCGAUGGUCAUUCUAAUUUUCGAAUUCAUGGUGCCAGUCGCGGCCCAGCGGAAAGCUACAAUGUACAAGGACCUAGUGCAGGGUCAUAUAACAUCCAAGGAUCAACGGAUGGGCAUAGUCAUUCAAUUAUUCAAGGCUCCUACGAUGGUAAUUCAGGGUCUGCGAAAUCUCUUCAGUACAAUGAUCCCAGUGGACUAAGAGUGAACUGGAGAUCAUUUGAUCGGCAACCACAACCAAGGGCACAACAGACAGCACAAUACUCGGAAGCUGCAAUCGCAAGUGCACCAAGAGCGCCACAACGGCAAAGGGCUCAUGCACCAAGGCAACCGCAACCACCACCACAACCCGAACCAUUUGCUUUACAACAGUCGAGGCCUUUGGAUAAUGCACCUACGCAAAUCAAGCAGCUUCUCCAAUUGCAAGCACAACUUCCAUACGUUAAUAUCAUUCCUGAACCGUAUAGAUAUGAAAAUUUGUUAGCAUCACAAGGUAAUCAACGACCUGAGUAUCAACCUGAGUUUCAACCUGAGUAUCAACCUCGGUAUCAACCUGAAGCCCAAGAAGAACCGGCCCCUUCACCACGACGACCAGCUUAUCGUGGGAAACCACGUGGUCCGCCUAGACAUAGGCGACAGGCGCCACAACACAGACCGGAAGCUGCACCGCAACAGCAGCACCGCAGACUUCCGCAACCACCGGCUGAACCUCAAAUUAAAUAUAAUCCUAAUCUACCGCCUCAGCUUCAACAACUGUUGAAAUACCAGGCCGAAACUCCGUAUGUCAACUUAAUUCCUGAACAAUACAGAUUUAAUCCGGAGCCAGCCGCCCAAAUGCAAGUAGAGCAGGUCCGUAACUACUACCAAGAUCUUUUAAGACAGCAACCGACAUCUCCUACCGUACACACAGUACCACCAGUGGUCGCGCCUGCCCCACAACGAAUACGAGGUCCACCACAAGAUCCGCAAUCAGGUUCGGCGUAUUCUAGACCAAGAAGACAAGCUCCACAUCAACGACAGCUACGACCGCAACAAUUACCAGCUGAACCAGUACCACAAUAUUCCACCAAUGUUCCUGGUCAAAUUCAGAGUUUAUUGAAAUACCAAGCACAAAUUCCUUAUAACAUUAUUGCUAAUCAGAUCGAUUAUCGUCUUGACAAGCCAUACGUGCCUCAGCCAAUUAAACCUACUGGCGCUCCGGAAGUUCAAUAUCAACCUCCAAAUCAAUAUCAAAGUCAAAGUCAAUAUCAAGGACAGAGUCAAUAUCAAGAACAAAAUCAAUAUCAAAGUCAAAAUCAGUAUCAAGAUCAAAACCAAUAUCAAAGCCAGAUUCAAUCACCAGACGCGUACCAAGGUCAAUCAAGUGGAUAUAGCCAAGUCUAUACAUCGCAGUCACAGUACACUCAGGCUCAAUUUGGAGCACAAGAACCUGAGCAUGGAGUUCGUCCUGUUACCGAAAGACAAUAUUGA